Gymnodraco acuticeps is the source of this 2998-nucleotide messenger RNA. It is a transcript of the gene rab14l, whose product is annotated as RAB14, member RAS oncogene family, like. Gene Ontology annotation, biological process: Golgi to endosome transport; endocytic recycling; phagosome maturation. Gene Ontology annotation, cellular component: recycling endosome; phagocytic vesicle; trans-Golgi network. The record is from RefSeq and is a predicted model, not a curated record. NCBI's taxonomy places the organism in Eukaryota, Metazoa, Chordata, Actinopteri, Perciformes, Bathydraconidae. Bases 154 to 801 code for a protein of 215 amino acids. Gene Ontology annotation, molecular function: GTP binding; GTPase activity. The transcript is spliced from 8 exons.
CCCAGCAGCCCAUUGUAUACAGCGAAGGAAACCCUGUGCCGUGAGCAGCCAUCUUGGAUAGACAGAUCAUCAUACUUGAGCCAGGAUAACCUGCAUUCCUCUUCUGAACAGCUCAAGAACACAACGCUCUAAAGACUUAAUAUCUGAGCCACAAUGGCCACCGCACCGUACAACUACUCCUACAUUUUCAAAUACAUCAUUAUCGGGGACAUGGGGGUAGGGAAGUCAUGUUUGCUUCACCAGUUCACAGAAAAGAAAUUCAUGGCAGAUUGCCCCCAUACGAUCGGCGUGGAGUUCGGCACGAGGAUAAUCGAGGUGAGCGGGCAGAAGAUCAAGCUGCAGAUCUGGGACACGGCGGGGCAGGAACGCUUCAGGGCGGUCACACGCUCCUACUACCGCGGGGCCGCAGGGGCGCUCAUGGUCUACGACAUCACCAGGAGAAGCACGUACAACCACCUCAGCAGCUGGCUGACUGACGCCAGAAAUCUCACCAACCCUAAUACUGUGAUCAUUCUCAUAGGAAACAAAGCGGACCUGGAGGCCCAGCGGGACGUCACGUACGAGGAGGCCAAGCAGUUCGCCGAGGAGAACGGUCUGUUGUUUCUGGAAGCCAGUGCAAAAACAGGUGAAAACGUUGAGGACGCCUUCCUGGAAGCCGCCAAGAAGAUCUACCAGAACAUCCAAGAUGGCAGCCUGGACCUGAACGCCGCCGAGUCGGGGGUCCAGCACAAGCCGUCGGCUCCCCAGGGCGGCCGGCUAACCAGCGAACCACAGCCCCAGAGGGAAGGGUGCGGGUGCUAAUGACCAAGCAAACCCUCGUCAUCCUCCCUUGCUCCCUCCUUCUCUCUCAGUCUGUCCCUCAACCACCCCCUCUCCAUCCAUUCCUUCACCUCCGUACGUCCAUCCCCCCUCCUCCCUCACUGCACCAGGAGCAUGAGAGCAGGGCGAAGGACCCGAGGGAUAGAUAUCAACUAGGGCCAGACUGAGCUGGCCUGGGCGGACUACAUCUCUCCCCCCCCUCUCUUCCUUCUCUCUCCCCCCUCUCUUCCUUUCUCUCUCCCCCCUCAUCCUUUCUCCCUCCCCUCAUCCUUUCUUCCUCCCCUCAUCCUUUCUCCCUCCCCUCCUCUCUCUAAAAUAUGUCUGUGUUGUCGUCCCAUAACUCCUCUUUUACUCCCCUCCGCUCCUCUCGCACCAUUCAGUGUAGUCCCCCCCCCCCCCCCCCCCCCCCCCAGGUCACAGUAUGGUAGACGCCACCACACGGGUUACCGACACUUUAGAUAGACGUAACGUUCACACGAUAAACCGAGACUGUUUUUUACGUUUGGUUUUAUAGCUGUAUAUGACAUGUAAACACUGCAUUAAGUUUCAUCCACCGCGAAUCAGUUCUGAAUGAAUCGGAUCUUACAUGUAGUCUCCUAACAUCCUGCAUGGUUUACCACUCGAGCAUUUGACAGAGACAUGCGGGCGCGAUAUCUCACUCCCUCACGUUUGUGGGAUCAGACAGGGAAGGAGAUGCAGUCACACAGGCAGAGGGUCUCGAGUGUGUUUCAAAGCCGAGAGCGUUUUCAGAAGGAUUAAAACCGGCUUGUGGUUUUUAAUUCUGUUUCUGCUGCUCGGCACCAAGAGCGUUCCUUCGCCAGAUGUGGCCACACUGAUGUUCUCUGGAGAGAGAGAGAGAGGAGGAAUACUUUACAAAACCAGGAAUUGCCCACAAAUUCCUUUGGAAGUUAUUCCUCAGUCUCUCCUCUGAGAAAUCACAGGGAGAAAUAUUUUCUCGUCUGUUUAGUGAGUCUGUUGAGAAGUUGGGUGGGGGACUAUAAAAAAAAAAAAACAUGGCUUUUCUGUUUGAUAGAUUCACUCACAUCGGUUUCUCUAAACCAGCUCUCCUCGCCCGUCCGACCCCCCCGACCCCCAAAAGCUCUCCCCAACAGAUUCUGUCUUUACCAGCAUUUUCUUUGUCAUUGUUUGUUGCCUUACUAUAUAAUUAAUGUUACUACUCUUUCUUCUUUAUCAUUGUAUCGCUGCACUUGCUCUUCACACUGCUGUUGGACUCACCCAGAGUCAAUGAAAUCAACUCUUUUUAGACAAAGCAUUUUACCGGAGAAUAAAAAUGCAAAGUGUUGGUUCACAUUGUAUAAAAAAAUAUCAGCAGCAUGGUCAGAAAGUGUCAACACUCCUUUGUCUCUGGCGCUGCACUGAAGAGCUGAUCUGUUCCUCUGCCUUGUAUAGUACGACACCGAGCGGCAUGCACCCCCCAAACACCCUGAAAUGAUCACAAAUCCAAUUGUUUAUUUUUCAAGUAAAAAAAAAAAACGUUCUGUACCAUAGUGAUCCCCGAUUGGACAGCUGUAUAUAUCGCUUCUUAAUUAUCGGUGAUGACCUCGCUACUUGGAAAUUUAGACAUUUUAUUUGCUGGCGCUGCCAAGAUCUGUACAGUUGAUGUGCUUAGUGGGUUGCCUGUAAGUCAUGCUUGGGAAAUUCUGUAACAUAGUUUCUAUUAAUAAAUGUACGUAAAGGACAGACACCUAAACACCCCGUCCCGUCAGCACACUACUGAACCUGUCGAUUGGUUGAGGGGAGAGGAUUGAUAUGUGAAAACUAGUUUUUAUGUCUGCAAACUCUAAUUCCCUCAUUUCUUUAUGGAGUGGAGAAUGGGGCACUUUAAUGUUUAUAUUCUCUUUUCCACCCCCAUCAUCCCUCCUCCACAUGGGAGGGGCCUGCAUUGCUGUCUUAACUUUUGGGGAGUGGGGAUUGGUUUGUUAUUGUGGGAAGUUGGUGGGCUGGGUCUUCCUUUUUCCUGUGUCCACCUCUUUGCAGUCCGAGUGACCACUUCCUGCUUUGUCUGUCCACAAGUACAAAAAAAGUACAUAUGUAUAAAUUUGUAACGAGCUGUGCUAACAUUUAAAUGUGUUGAGUGUAUAUGAUUUUAAAAUGUUGACAUUUUGAUUUUAAUGACAAAAUACUCUAGACAGAAAAAAUAAAUUAUACAUAACCUGUU